Candidozyma duobushaemuli is the source of this 876-nucleotide messenger RNA. RefSeq lists its product as uncharacterized. Gene Ontology annotation, biological process: vesicle-mediated transport. The coding region runs from base 1 to 876 and encodes 291 amino acids. Gene Ontology annotation, cellular component: membrane. The transcript is spliced from 2 exons. Lineage: Eukaryota; Fungi; Ascomycota; Pichiomycetes; Serinales; Metschnikowiaceae. The record is from RefSeq and is a predicted model, not a curated record.
AUGACAUACAAGGAUAUCCACAAACAACUUAUUUUCACUACGCUAACGCUCAAUUCGUCAACGCUAUACUCCACUGAAAAUGUCAAGCUUGCGCACUCCGUCAGUAACUUGAACUGCUCAGAGCUAGUCCUGCUGGAGCUAGGGCUUAUAAAUUCCUCAAAGACCCUUAUAGGCCUGUUUCCAGUGUACACCAGUGGGGCAGUCACCAAGACUUUCCUCUUGAUAUACUUCAUGAAAAAGACUCUCCACAACCCUGAUGGUAGCAAUGAUCUUGUCACUGUGGUUACUUUGGCGCAUCAUGAUGUGAACAAAACCCUUAUUCUAUCCAUUCUCAAGAAGAUUAUGGACAAGUACUUCGAGUUUCGAAGCGAAAUGAGCUCCAUAGCGGAGAAUGCCGAGUCGGCCCUGGAGCAACAAAGCAAAAGUAAACCAGGCGAAUUCAAAUUAUACAUGACGCAAAUCAUCAAAUUUGAGGAGAUGCAAUACGAAUCGAAUCAGCGCAUGUAUAACUAUGGUGCUAUCAAUCGUGGUGACGAUGAUAGCGAUGCGUCAGGCCCACUGAGUGGAGACGUAAUUACACCAAACCAACUUUUAUUGGCAAAUGAGGAGGUGGGGGAGGUGCGUCUGUUGAUGCUCGACAAUAUAAACAAGCUCAUGAAUCGAGGAGACAAAAUCAAUUCCCUUGUGGACCAAACAGAUCGUCUCACUUCCUCCUCUCUGGUCUUCCAACGGAAAGCACAAGCCAUCAAGCGAAAAAUGUGGUUUAGCAACGCCAAGUUUGUUAUCGUAUGUGUGUCAUUAUUUGUGCUCUUGCUAUACUUUUUCAUCGGUUUCGAAUGCGGGUUUCCGUUAUUCGGCCACUGCAUCAGGCAUUAA